Molecule: messenger RNA, 4054 nt
Organism: Saprolegnia diclina VS20
Lineage: Eukaryota; Oomycota; Saprolegniomycetes; Saprolegniales; Saprolegniaceae
Exons: 5
Coding region: 30-4010 (1326 amino acids)
Biological process (GO): establishment of meiotic spindle localization; mitotic cell cycle; spindle organization
Cellular component (GO): spindle pole
Molecular function (GO): calcium ion binding; protein binding
Source: RefSeq, a predicted model, not a curated record
GUUACGGAGGAAACGAGCGCCAGGGCAGCAUGAGCAGCCCGGCCGGAGCGCCAUGGCUCUACCAGAGUCUGCCACCGAGCACGCGGCCACUGCAGCUUGCAGCCAGCGACAAGCCGCUGUACCUGAACGCAGCGAGCCUCAAGAGUCUCUUCCAGAUGGACUCGCCGGGCUUCCAAAUGGCCAAGCACCCAUUCCUUCAGCCGACGGCCGACCUUCGGCGCAAGCGACUUCAGCACGUCGCUGAGCUGACGCUCCCGCGUCACAAGACGAACCAAGCCGACGACAAGUCGAGCCUCGUGCGCAAGAAGCCGUCCAAGAAACGGGCGCGGCCGACCAAAGCUCGACCACUGGCCGCACCGCUGGUGCUGGACGAGCGCGCGUCGAUAGACGAUGCGCAGCGUACCGCCCAGGCAGCGCAAAUGGGCUUGACUUUAGACGAGUUUAACGCGCUCGAGGCGCAGUUUGGCGGCCACGCCCUCAACCAAAACGAGAUGGCCGAGCGGUACCGCGCAGUCUUUGACGAGUACGAUACGGACAAGAGCGGGUCCAUCUCCCCGGACGAGCUCCGAACGCUCCUCAAAGCCAUGGGCGAGGCCGACUUGGACGAUGCAGAGAUCAACGACAUCAUUCGCCAGGCCGACGCCGACAACAACGGAUCAAUCGAGUUCGACGAGUUUAUCAACAUGAUGAAGGCAAGGAAGCGGCUGCUGGCAGUGGCACAGCACGUCGGUGCGAUGGCCAGUGCGUCCAAGUCCACGAUGUCGCGCGUUGCCGAUGCAGGGUUGCCGCCGCUCAAGGUGGCACCGCAGCGCUCCAAGCGGCAUCUCCAGCAGUUCAACCGGUUCAUGGCACGACCGACGCCAAGCUGCUUGCAGGCCGCGGCGCCGACAGAUGUGGCCGCGCUGCGUCGCGAGCUUGCAUUGUCCGAGUACGGCCUCAAGACGCUCGACAUGAAAGUGCGGGAAGACGUGCAGUGGGUCCAAGCCAACUGCCCCGUCACGUCGCUCAAGGCGCAGCUCUUUUGCCAAAAGUGGGGCGCCGAGAAAAUGAACAAGUUUUUUUCGCGCAUUUUGCUCAACUUUCAAGCCCGCGCGUUCUACAAGUGGAUCGACUACCUCACGUUUAUGGCGGCCAAGCUCAAGGCCGACAAGUACCUCAAGGUCAAGGCCGGCGCGCGCCUCCACACGCUCAUGCACGCCUGGAAGCACAAGUCGCUCGUCCGCGCCUGGUUUGCGUGGACCCAAGAUGCCAUGGACCAAGCCCGCAACGAGCGCAAUGCAAGUGCCAUCGAGAUCCAGAAGCGAGCGCGGGGUAUGCUCAUCCGCGUCGCCCGCCUGCACCAUCUCCAGGACGUUGGCGCGAUCGCCUUUCAGCGCAUCGUACGGGGCCACCUUUGUCGCUGCGCUGUGCGGCGACUCCGCCGACACCGCCUCGAGGUCCAAAGUGCCUCGCUUUUGCAAAAAUGCUACCGCGGCUUUGCGGGCCGGCGCCUCGGUCGCCAGCUCUUCCGGGUGCAGGCCAUGCACCACGGCGCGAUCGUGAUCCAGACGGCAUUCCGAACAUACCAGCAGCGGCUCUUUGCGCGCGAAGUGCUUUUUGUCAAGCGUCAGCACCGCGCUGCCGUCGUCCUGCAGUGCGCAGCACGACGGAAAGCCGCGUACCUCGAAGUGGGCCGGCGCCGUCUCGUGCACCGCAAGGCCAAAGCCACGCGCGACCUCCAGCGCUGCGUGCGCGGCUGGCUCGGGCGGCUGCGCGUGCGUGGCAUCCGGCGCCGGCAGAGCGCAGCGAUUCAGAUUCAGCGUUUCUUUCGGGGCCAUCGGGCACGGGUGCGCGUCACGCGCAUGCGCCGCGAGAAGGCUGCCAAACGUCUGACGGCCAAGCGCGACCGCGCAGCGCUGCGCCUUCAGGCGUUUUGGCGCGGCGCCACCGGGCGAUACGCGUACCACUUGCGCCUGCGCGCAACCCGCGAGCAAGAGCAGCAACUUGCCGCGAUGCGGAAUGCCAGUGCGAUUCGCAUCCAGAGUCUCUACCGGGGCUUUCGAGGCCGACGCUACUGCAACGCACUCGAUGCGGAGCGAACGCUGCGGCGUCGCCAGCAGCUGCAGCACCGGUCGGCGCUCAAGAUCCAGCGACGCUGGCGCGGGCACACGGCGCGACGGGACGUGCACUUGCGGCGGCAGGCCAAAGCAGCGCUCGAGAAGGAAGAGCGUCUCGCAGCCGUCAAGCUUCAGUGCCUCGCGCGGUCCAAGCACGCGCGCAACCAAGCGCGCAAAUUGCGCCGCGAGCGCAAGCGCCAGAUGCUGCUUCGCCAAGAGCGCGAAGAAGCCGCCGUCUCGAUCCAAGCUGCGCUUCGGGGGCAUUGGGGGCGGCAGCGCGCCGCCAAGAAGAAGGCGCUCUUUGAAGCGAAAGCGCAGGCGGCGCUCGCCAAGCUCGUGCACGACGCCAAGGAGAACGCGGCGGUUCGUAUUCAGUGCUGCAUGCGCGGGUACCUCAGUCGAGAAAAGUACCGCGCCCGGCUACGCGAGCACCGGAUCAAGGUGGCGGCGCUCAAUGCCGCUCAAGAACGCGCCAACGCCGCGAUCCGCAUCCAGUGCUUCUUACGCAAGCGCAAGGCGGUGCGGAUGCUGGCGCUGCGGCGCGCCGAGUUUCAAAAGCGCAUCGCGAUGCUGGCCACCGAGAAGGCGAGCGACGAGAUCGCGCGUCUGCGGCAAGAACAAGAGGUCGAGUUGGCGCAGAUGAAGUUGCAGAUGCUGCUGGAGAAAGGCGCGAUCGAGGCCGAGGCCGCGCGGCUCCGCGCCGAAGUCGAGCAGCAGCGAUUGGUGCAGCUCGCAGCGCUCAAGGUCGACGAAGCCGCGCUCGCCAACGAGAAGCUCGCGACGAUGCUCGAGCCGUCGCACACGAGCGCUGCGCUCACGCAGCUCCAGGACGCGCGCGAGCUCGAGGCGAAACGCGAAGCGCUCGAGCACGAGCGCCAGCAGCUGGCGUCGGUGGAAGAGAAGCGCCGUCGCGCGGCCGACGAAGCGGCCACGCAACGUGAAGAAGAGACGCGCCUGCGGGUGAGCCAAAACCUCUUGCAGCUCGAUACGACCAAGUCCCUCGAGCUCGCGCGCAAGCAGGACGAGCAACUCCAAGCUGCCAAAGCCGUGACCGCCGAAGCUGCCAACCGGGUCGCACGCGAGCGGGCCGCACUCCAGAUUCAAGCGUUUGUUCGCGCGAGCUUGAGUCGGAAGCGCCUCAAGCGCAUCCAGGAGGACCAAAAGCGGCAGCUCGAAGCGAUCAAGGACGUCCAGGAGCGCGCCCUGUUGAAAGCGCGUCUCGAGAAGGAAGAGGUCAAGCGCCGACUGCUCGAGGCGCUCGAGGACGAAGCCCGCGUUCGGGAGCAAGAGGAGCGAGAGCUUGCGCUGGUGCUCGAGCAGAAAAAGAUCCGCGAGCAGCAGCGACUCGCGGAGCGCAAGGCCAAAGACGUGGCCGCACGCCGGAUCCAGGCGGCGGGCAAAGGCUAUGUGGCGCGGCGCCAGGUCAGAUCCAUGCAAGCCAAGAUUGAAGCGGAGCGCAAGCGGCGAGACGCGCAGGCCGCACAAGAAGCCGCAACCGCCGCGGCUGAAGAAGCGGCGGCGGCGGCGCGGGCCGAGGCAUUGGCCAGCACAACAAGCGACGACGAGUGGGUCGAGUAUUGGGACGAAAACGCGCAGGCGUCGUACUACUUCAACAUUCGCACCCAGGAGGCGAGCUGGACCAAGCCGGGCAACACCAACCCCGCCGACGUCGCCGCGCAGCUGCUCAGCUACUCGAAUGCAAUCUCGACGCAAGACUAUACGACCGAGAACGUCGGCGGCUACUACAGCGCGGCGACCAACGAGUAUGGUUUCUACGACGAGGCCGGUGUCUACCACUACUAUGACGACGGCGCUGCGGCCAGCGGCGGCGACGGCUGGGCGCAGUACGUGGACGAGGCGUCCGGCGCCGCGUACUACUACAACCACUACACAGGCGAGCGCUACUGGGCCUAAGCCACCAAUAAGAAUAUCAGCAAACAACAUAUUAGAGAGCCCCA